Molecule: messenger RNA, 2112 nt
Organism: Colletotrichum truncatum
Lineage: Eukaryota; Fungi; Ascomycota; Sordariomycetes; Glomerellales; Glomerellaceae
Product: C2H2 type zinc finger domain protein
Biological process (GO): DNA-templated transcription; regulation of transcription by RNA polymerase II
Cellular component (GO): chromatin
Molecular function (GO): zinc ion binding; DNA-binding transcription factor activity, RNA polymerase II-specific; RNA polymerase II cis-regulatory region sequence-specific DNA binding
Source: RefSeq, a predicted model, not a curated record
AUGUCCGAGGAAUCCAGGGGCAGCAUCUCAGCCACUAAUUUCGAAUGUGGCUAUUGCCGUCGGCGGUUUACUAAAAAAGAACAUCUGAAAAGACACGAAAGAGCCCACACUGGCGCGAAGCCGUUCAAAUGUGCAAUAUGUGAGAGAAGCUUCUCCCGUGGAGAUGUGCUCAGCAGACACGUGAAGGGUCAUAGAAAAGCUCCGCAAUCCCAGUCCCUCUCUACAAAUACCGAGAACCAGGGACCUAUUCAACCUUUUCAAGCACCCAGUGUAGAAAGCUCGCUGUCUGUCGACGGUUCCCAAGCUGGUCCCGUUGCUGGAACCGGCUUGGCAACAGCCUCGGGUCACGAUGCAUCUUCCACUUUACUAUGGCCAGAUUCAGAGGAGCUUUUCCAGAGUCUAAUAUCGGCCGAUGGAAUGACCUGGGAUCAACCUAUUCCUGGCGUUAUUCCGCCGGCUGACAUUCCUCACGACUUGCCAUCUGCUCUCAGGUUGCGCACAGCCGACGAGCUUGCCGCGGCGGAGGACGGCCAUAGAGCUGUUCAAACCAUCAAUGGACUUCUAACCAACACGCUUUUCAACGUUACGUCCCAUGUAGAACUUUCCGACUUGACACCACGCUUCCUUGACAGUAGUCUGCACAUGUUCUUUACCAAGUUUGUGCCUAUUCUCCCACUCAUUCAUCGACCAACAUUUGUAUACCGAGACUGUUCAGCACCUCUUCUUCUGAAUGCCAUUGCACUCGGCUCUCUUUUUCUAGGUUCUGAAGAUGCAACUGCCAAGGGUGAAUCAUUGUGGAGGUUGGCAUAUACUGCUAUCGCGACCUCUUGGCCUGAAAUGAUAGGCCAUCGGAGGGAAUACGAUUCUUGCAGCGGAGUCGAGUUGGUUUUGACCGCUCUUUUGAGCCAGACUUAUGCAGCACUUUCGAGAAAUCGGACGUUGAGAAUGACGAGCCAAACAUUCUAUGGCCUGAGUAUGCACUGGGCUCAGUAUAGUGGAAUGUACGACAUUGGCCCGGUUCCCGAAAUACCGCAGGAGCAUGAUUCCGUCGAGACGAAAAUGCAAGCUUGGAGAAUUUGGGCCGCAAGAGAGACGCAGCUGAGAACUCUGCUUGGCCUUUGUGUGAUUGACGGUGUUGUAUCCCAGUUCAGUGGCAACCUAGUCAGCACUUGGCCUGCAACAAACUCGUUGCCGCUAUCUGCUGAUGAAGAUGUCUUCACAGCCAGCACCGUUGACAAAUGGAUACAAACUAUGACUGCACCGAGCACCACGACUGGGCGAUUUUACGAUAUAUAUCAGUCACUGAUUUCAGAUGGAGGACAAAUUGGUCAAGUUCACUGCAUCUCGGGGCUCUUCAACAUCAAGAUCCUCUUAGAGAUUCUAGCCUCUUUGGCCACCGAUUUUGAACGGUCAAAUCGAGGACCGGCUGGUGCUCAAUGUAAGCUUGGCGCUGUGAGGGCUCUGGGAUGUCUUCGUCAACAGAUUGUACAGAGUUCGAGUUUAAGCGCAGCGGAAAAGGCAAUAGGGCUUCUGCGAUGGCAUGCUGUAUGCCUUGACCUCGUGGUAAGCACUGCACGGGGAGCGAGGAGGAUGUGCUAUCAUUACGGCAUCACGCAGCACAUCUUCGGGGGUAGAAAGCGGCAAGAGCCUAAACGCAUCGAUCCCGAGGGUUGGACGGCAGGUUUUCCUGCUCGAAAGUGUCUGUUGCAUGCCCUAGAGAUUCACAAGAUUGCGUCAGAAGUGCCGCUCGGUGUUAUACAUGACACGUGUCUGUCCGGAGCUCUUUUUGCUGCCGCUACCACAUACAGCUCCUUUGCUCUCCCGGGGAUGUCAAAGAUAAUUGUACCUGGUUGCGUUGACUGGCAGAGAGUCAUUUUGUAUGGGCUAGAUGAUGCCUCAGAUAUCGUACUGCCACCACCAUCCGACGAGGCCAUUGAUACAUUGGCAUUCUUGACCAACAGCGUCAGUCCCAAGAUUACAGGCUGGGUGACACGGAACCUUGUGUACGAGCUGAGCUCCAUCCGGAUUCUGCUGCAUAGUUUGUCGCAACAUUGGGGUGUUACACGAGAGAUGGAAGAGGUGGUUGGGGCGUGGGAAGCGCGUUGUAUAUAG